Messenger RNA from Amphibalanus amphitrite, 2899 nucleotides. Its product is annotated as protein O-linked-mannose beta-1,2-N-acetylglucosaminyltransferase 1-like. NCBI's taxonomy places the organism in Eukaryota, Metazoa, Arthropoda, Thecostraca, Balanomorpha, Balanidae. Gene Ontology annotation, biological process: protein O-linked glycosylation via N-acetylgalactosamine. The transcript is spliced from 14 exons. The record is from RefSeq and is a predicted model, not a curated record. Bases 68 to 2020 code for a protein of 650 amino acids. Gene Ontology annotation, cellular component: Golgi membrane. Gene Ontology annotation, molecular function: beta-1,3-galactosyl-O-glycosyl-glycoprotein beta-1,3-N-acetylglucosaminyltransferase activity.
CGGCCAGCCGCCGCUGCUCUCCGGAGCGUCAGGAGAGGAGGCGAGGUCGACUGCCCACCGCAGUCGGAUGCUGCACUCGGCAGAGAUGUGCUCCUCUCUGGCUGUGAUUUUAUCCGUGGUUGUGGUGUGCUGUAGUGCCGGCAUUGUGCCACCGAAAUCGUGGAAUAAUGCUACGAUCGGAAAAGACAUCAUCGAGCCCGGCAGGAAAUACGUGCCGACCAAGAAACCGGAGCACCAGAGAUCUCUGCAGCUGGUGCUGUUAGCCACGAAGACGAACGCGACAUUGCACGUGGACGGAAAAUUGGCCUGGUGGCACUCGAUAGCCGUGCCCAGCAAAUCUGUCGGCCCCGAUGACCGGUUCAGCGUACAGGAGCGCGGCCUGCACGUGCUGCGCGUGCAUCCGAUCACUGGCCAGGUGCAGGGCCACGCUGUCGCCUCCGGCUGGAUGCUGGUGAGCGCCAGUCACGCAGUGCGCUCGCUGGUUCGCACUGCAAGAGACAAGGAUGUUCUCGUCUUCUUCACUGUGGGUGAGUUCGGCCCGGGGAUGCGAAUUGAUACCGAGCUGCAGGAGAUGCUGGAGCGACUGGGGGCCGAGCACUUCACCACUCGCAUGCCUCCUGACAUGUACGCCAUGGUGUGCGUCAAGGGCGGAUCAGUGAUCACCGAGGCUUAUGUGGCCAACAGAGCGUCUCCGACCACAGAGGAGGACGGUCAGAGUCCGACCCCGGCCAGUCCCCUGGCCAUCACCGCCCAUGUGCCCGUGCCGCCGGUCAAAGAUGCAGAUGUUAUUUGUCCGUGGAAGAAAACUCCAAAGAACUUGGCGCGAGCCAAAUUCUGCUUCAACUAUGACGGAUAUGGCGAGCUUUGUGACUGUAAUAAUCAUCAUCUGCUGCCCAUGAAACACAGUCUGCUGCAGGAGAACAAUAUCACCGAUGUCCCGAUAGUAAUCAUCGCAAGCAAUCGACCACAGGUGCUCUUCAGACAGAUGAGCUCCUUGCUAAGGAACAGGGGCAUCAUUGUUUCUAACAUCCUGGUGUUUGUGGAUGGACUUCACCAUGAAGUUGAAGAGCUUUGCUCCCUCCUGGACAUCAAGUGUGUAGCACAGACAAGUGAUUACGACGACACAACUCUGCGGAUCCGGGAGAACUAUCGUCAGGCUCUCACCAACGUGUGGCGUCACUUCCCGUCCGCCAGCCGGCUGAUCGUGCUGGAGGAGGACCUGGAGGUGUCGCCAGACUUUGUCAGCUACUUCAGUCAGACGUCACACCUGCUGGACCUGGACUCGAGUCUCUGGUGCAUCUCCGCCUGGAACGACAACGGCUUCGACUCGACCAGCAGCGAUCCGGCCACGCUCUAUCGGGUGGAAUACUUCCCUGGCCUGGGCUGGAUGAUGACACGAAACUCCGUGCAGCAGCUCCUGGACGUCUGGCCAUCUGAGAGAGAGGGAUACGACUGGGACGUUUGGGUGCGCUGGGACUCGAACCGGCUCGAACGCGAGUGUAUCAUACCAGACGUGUCGAGAACAUACCACUUCGGCAUCUCGGGUAGCCACACGAGCAGCGCGUUCCACGCUCUCUACUACCAGGACCACACCAUCAACCAGCUGCCGGACGUGCAACUGAGGAACGUCAAUGGCUUACUGAAGGAUGAGUAUGAAAAGGAGAUCCGGCAGCUGAUUGCCGAGGCGGAGCCGAUCAAGGCGACCGACUUCCAGUUGGGAGAGAUUCCUCCCAGCCAGGGCGGCCCGUGCGAGCUGGAAUUGGAGGGCACCAACAAAACAUACGCGUUCUUUUUCAAAAUGAAGGCCUGGGAGGACACAGACCUGUACAAAACCGUUGCCAAGUGUUUUACCAUCUGGGAUCUGGAUGUACGAGGCCACCAUCACGGCCUCUGGCGCUUCCACUACUACGAAAAUACCGUACUGCUGUUCGCCGUCCCGCUCAACAUGUACAUGAAUGAUGUCAUUCGUCUCUUCAAACAUCCGGUGGAUAUUGUUCAGUCGCUGCAAUUUGGAGAGUAAAAGGUGUUGAGCUCGGGACUAUGUUUGAAAGAAACCCAAUGUUGCUCGAUAUAGGUGAACAGAUGACUGUUAACAAUUACAUAAAUGUUAGGUGUGACAAACUUCUGGCCCGGUUUUCGACUAAAGAAGCAUUUAGCCAUUCAUACCUUCGACGAAGUUUCGGAACAAUAAUUCAUGCAACAAGAUGAAUGUAAUUAUUUGUUUUAGGUAUACCUAUAUGCUACGCAACGCGCAAAUUUUGCAUUAGUGUUCACAGAAAUAAGCAUAACAUUUGUUGUCGAAAUUUAUUUAGUCCUACCAUCCACUGCAGGAUCGAAGUUUGACUUACUUUCAGAUUGAACGUGGUUUAUUGUCAUUUGAGUGUGAUACAUUGUAACUGAAAUGCUGUUUUUGUUUGUAUUUUAAGAAUAUUUCCGUUAGUUAUUCCGUUGAGGCUUAUUAGUUCCAGAGCUAGAAUCGUAAGCAAUAUGCUUAUAACAGUGCUUGUGCAUGAUUCUGGUUUACAAGAAUAGUAGGGUAGGUACUAUCCAAGUUCGUUGAUCCUGAAUGACCUACGAAGGCCUAAGCUGAUCCAGAAUAACUCCAUGUACCAUUAUGUUAUUCUGAGAUCUUGUUAUGGUCUUGUUGUCAGAUUUAUUGAAACCCUUAUUAUAAUUUGAGUUUUGAAUCUUGAUUUCGCAAUUUCUGACACGGUUUGCGAAACGUUAAAGGGAGUUAACUCGGAUGAAAUACGUUUCGUACCAUUGCAUUGUGGCUCUUAUACGGCCUUGAUUGUGGCGUGGUGCAAACGAAACGUCGCAAAUCAGCAGCAUUUUGACAGCUGUGCCGUGUGCGUCUCAACCGCUUAUGUAAUUUGUCAAUAAACAUACAGGAAGCUUA